Messenger RNA from Aplosporella prunicola CBS 121167, 1194 nucleotides. RefSeq lists its product as uncharacterized. The transcript has a single exon. The record is from RefSeq and is a predicted model, not a curated record. The coding region runs from base 1 to 1194 and encodes 397 amino acids. Lineage: Eukaryota; Fungi; Ascomycota; Dothideomycetes; Botryosphaeriales; Aplosporellaceae.
AUGCAACCCUGCGCCGGUCUUAGCUCCACCUCCCUCGCCGACCCCGACUAUAUCAGUUAUACCGCCCUGCUGCUUCUGCAGUCAUCAGUUCUCCUGGCUAAAGUCGGCACCACGGCCGGAAUGGACUCUCGCCAGAAUUGCCAGCCCGCCCACCACCGCAUAUGCCGCAACAUUCGUGCCGUCGUCGAGUCCCAUUCGACCUCAUCGGCCUUCCCCGACCCCGCCAAGACAAGCAACAAGAAGAAGCACCACGGCGGGAAUCUGAAGAAUCUGCUGCGGAGGAAGGACGGCGGUAGCAGCACCAGCACCAACACCAGCACCGCCUGCUCCUCGACCACAACCCUCCACUCGCCCUACAUGCACCCGGAGCCCUCGCGCUCCGCGCCGCCAAUGCAAGCCGUCUGCUCCGGCCGUCUCCCAAGCAACCAUCCCUUUUCCGAAGAAGCCUACGCCGUGCGGCAUCCGUCACCACAGCUGGUGCCACCGCCAUUCGGGCGGCCUCUUGGCCCCCAGCCCGCCGACGCGUCGUCGGCGUGCACGCCCGCAAGCAGCACACCGCUCAACAGCAGCAGCGGCAGCAACGGCCCACGGGCAGCAGCGCGGCAAUCGUUCAGCGGCCACGACGCGCCCCCGUACGAGGACGACGCUCUUGCCAUUGCUGCUGCUCCGGUGGUUGUCGCUGCUCCUUCUCCUCUCCAUCGCCGCCAGAGCGAGACUUUUGACGACGCGUCCGAGCUGCAGGAGUUCGCCGAAGCGACGUCCGGCUUCGACCCCUUCAGCCCCGUGCGCCAGCGCCCCAUCUCAGAGUACUACGCGCCGCGGCUAUCAGCGUACGCGCGCUCGCAAACCCUGCCUUCACAAUCACUGCCCUCGCAGCCAUGGUCGCAGCCUUGGUCACAGCCUUGGUCGCAAUCAACACAAGCCCUGUCGACACAACCGCCCUACCAGCCAUCCUCGCAGCGCUCCUCGUCCUCGCAGGACCUGCUCUUCCACGCCCCCCCCGCCGCCGCCGAUGACGACGACCAGCUCGCCGCCGACGACGACGACGACUACGGCCCCCCGCCCCAGGACGAACUCCCGGAUUACGCGCAGAGCCAGUGGGAGGUGCAUAGUCGGCGAAGGCGGGAAGCGGCGCGUCGGGCGGCGGAGCUGGAAAGGCAGUGGUUGGAGGCGAGGCGGGCGCGUGGCUCUUGA